Molecule: messenger RNA, 6445 nt
Organism: Mizuhopecten yessoensis (Yesso scallop)
Lineage: Eukaryota; Metazoa; Mollusca; Bivalvia; Pectinida; Pectinidae
Product: receptor-type tyrosine-protein phosphatase T-like
Exons: 27
Biological process (GO): protein dephosphorylation
Molecular function (GO): protein tyrosine phosphatase activity
Source: RefSeq, a predicted model, not a curated record
AUAACAUUGCUCUUCGCAAACAAGUGGAUACCAGCAGCAAUUAUGACCCCGUAAACUGGCCCGCGAGUGCAGCGGUGGACGGAGAAACCAAUCAACGCGGAAAGUGUGGACAUACUAGUGACAAUAGUCAUUUCACAACCUGGUGGACGGUUAACUUGGGGCAGCCGAGCACAAUCAACUACAUUACAAUAUAUUACAGGGCUGGUUAUGGAAGUAGAUUUGCUGGUUACCAGAUAUUUGUGUCAAACACUACUGACUUGAACAAUGGCCAGCUGUGCUACGAAGAUGCUAGUACUACAGUUGCAGAGGUAGCAACUGUAAAAUCUCAUCAGUGUCAACAUGUAGCUCAGUACGUGACUAUUUACAACUAUAGGAACACCCCAACAAAGCGCUAUCAUUGGUAUUCAACAUAUGCUAUAUUGGAGCUAUGUGAGGUUCUUGUUUUUGGAUGCCCAAUAAAAAUGUAUGGACAAGGCAAUUGUGCUCUGCCAUGUCCGGGGGACUGUUAUGGAGGAAAUUGCAAUGCCGCCAACGGGUCUUGUUUCUACUGUUUUCCAGAGAAACAUGGCGACAGAUGUGAACAGGAUUGCGUUUCCAACUGUAAAGACAACCUCUGCGGAAAGGUCUUUGGAGUGUGCACUGACUGCAUUCCAAGAAAACAUGGAGAUUUCUGUGAUCAGGAUUGCUCUUGGAAUUGUAACGACAGCAGGUGUUACCAACAUAAUGGCCACUGUAAAGGAUGCAUUUCCGGAAGGUUCGGUGACGUGUGUGAAAAUGUUUGCUCUAACAACUGCAAAGACAAAAUAUGUUUACAGGACAGUGGAAACUGUACCGGAUGCAUUCAGGGUAAAUACGGUACAAAAUGUGAACUGGAUUGCAAUAACAAAUGUAAAGAUAACCUUUGCGCAAAGGAUGAUGGCAAUUGUCUUGAAUGUAAACAUGGAUACCAUGGUAUGGACUGCACACUAGAAUGUGAACCUACCUGUAAAAUAUGCCAACGGGAAGACGGUGAAUGUACAGAAUGCUUGGAUGGUUUAUAUGGUGGAAACUGCAGUUUGUCUUGUGUCAAUUGUGAGCGGUGUUCGAGGGAAACUGGAAAGUGCCUAACUUCCUGCAUGCCUGGAUACGAAGGAGAAUUUUGUCAAAUGAGCAUACAAUCACCCCCAGAGGAUGAUUCUACUGGGACGACAGUUGGCAUUGUUGUUGGAUUGUUUCUCUUGGUAUCUAUUAUAACCAUUGGCGUUUUGUUCGUAAUCAGGAGACGCAGACAGAACUCUUCGAAGGAAGAAGAUUCAUUGGAUGACUUCGGCAGGCGGGAGGUGUCUCGAUCAUCACGGCUCAACAAUGGCUAUGAGUCAGAUGAACGCACAUCAAAACCAUUAGCGAAUCUCGAUAACGUUUACGUCAACGCUGGGAAUGUAAACAAAACAGUAGACCCAUACGAAGAGGUUUACUGUAAUUCAGGUUCUGAGGGUAUCGCUAUUAGUGACCUGACAUCGUUGGUGAAAACAAAGAUGUUAAACAAAGCAAAAGCGUUUGAAGAUGAAUACAAGUCGCUACCAUCAGGGGAUUUGUAUGAACAUAAAGUUGGGAUGAUGACCGAAAACAAACCAAAAAACAGAUUUAAGUCCACGUUUCCAUAUGACCAUUCACGAGUAGUCCUUGACAAACAGGACAAAGAUCCACACUCGGACUACAUUAAUGCAAGCUAUAUCGAUAGUGUCACGCUACCUGCUGAGUAUAUAGCAACACAAGGACCAACAAACAAAACCGUAGAUGAUCUGUGGCGUAUGAUCUGGCAACUGAAAACUGGCAAAAUCGUAAUGCUGACUAAUCUGUCUGAGGGACCAAAGAAAAAGUGUGUGAAAUACUGGCCGGAUGAGGGGGAACCGAUGUCUACAAAACAUUUCGAGAUCGUCUUAGACAGAGAAAGGGUCUACGCCUUCUAUGUGAUCCGGGAUAUCAUUCUCACAGAAAAAAAGACCAAAUCUGUGCGACAAGUACACCAGUUUCACUACACCACGUGGCCAGACCACGGAACCCCAAACCCCAAUGAACUUGUCGUGUUCCAUCGUCGAAUGAAGCUUUACAAGAAUUCCUUACCAGGAAAGAUGGUUGUCCAUUGCAGUGCCGGUAUCGGGCGAACAGGAACGUUCAUUGCGCUGGAUGCUUUGUUGGAUUACGGCAAAGAAUCUGGAAUGGUCGACAUCAUAGGUUACAUUAGAACCAUGAGGAAGGACAGGGUCAAUAUGGUUCAAACCAUUGAUCAGUAUAUUGGUCUGCACAACAUCCUGAUUGAGGCGUUUGACAUGCCAGACACCCUUAUACCAAGAGUGGAGUACCAUGCAGCACUGAACAGACUGUCGGAUGAUAUCCCAGUAAACCAAACGAAUUUAUGGCAGGAACACCAGUUGUUGCAAACUUUGAAGCCAACAUAUACCAAAGUCGACUAUAAAGCAGCACUCCUUCCCGUCAACCGCAACAAGAACAAGGAUCCGAAUGUCUUAGCAAUUGACAAAUUCAGAGCAUACCUGACGUCAUCAUUAUCCGACAGAACAGAUUAUAUCAACGCUGUGGCUGUUCCUUCUUACACGUCCAGAACCGGUUACAUCAUUACCCAGAGUCCUUUAGAUGACACCAUCGUCGAUGUUUUGACAAUGAUAAUGGACAACCAAUGCGAUACCAUUGUUAUCAUUGAAAAAGACCCCGUCAAAUGGUUGCCAGAGGAAGGAAAAGAUAGCUCAAUUGGAAAAUUCACACUGAAACAUUUAGGAGGCUCUUCAAAUCUGGCUCAUAUCGAUUUGAUAGAUAUUGCGAUCUCAAACCAGAGUCAUAAAUAUGACACCAAAGUUCGGGUAUUUCGAAUGACUGGUUGGGAUAGAGACGUAUCAGUUCCGCCAGAUUCAUCGGCACUUCUUCAGCUUCUAGAACUUGUAGACAGCAGACGGAAGUCACAUGACUCGAAAACGACUGUAGUCAUGUGCCGGGACGGAUAUACACAGAGUGGGCUUUUCUGCUGUGUCAGCAAUGCUAGAGACCAGAUGAAGAUUGACGAGGAAGUCGAUAUGUUUCAGAUUUCUCGACAAGUUCUUGUCAGACGUCCGGAAUGCAUCACAAGUGUUGACCAGUACAAGUGUUGUUACAACCUAGUCAAAGAGUACUUGGACACCACAGACGUGUAUGUCAACUGACAGAGGACUAUACCAGUAUAAUACAAACUGAUCAGUGGCUACCUGGAACACAGAAGUGUAAAUGUUAUACAAACUUAUCAAGAAUUAAAAGGAAAGUGCAUUUAUUGGUUUUGCCUGUUGCCCAAUUCCUUUUGUAUCCGAAAAAACCCCGUUGAUAUUGAUUUAAACAUAUUUUACUUGUCAUUCAACAAAAAGGAUUAGGCACAAGUUAUCUCAACUUAGAAACGCCCUCUUCGUUGAUAUGCAUAUGGAAUAAAACUGUAGGAGUAAACCAGUACUAUUAACACGUGUUAAAGACUUACAUAGACAAAGUUCCAGGACCAGUAGGGCUGCUACAUCAUACUCAAGGAAAUGUAUGAGUAAUUAAUGUGUGCAUACUGUAUAGUGUAGAGGGAGGUAAAACCUAGAACACAUAGUUGUUGAAGUAGAUCUGUCUGCAUCUACAUGCAACUGAUACAAUUAACGGCCCGUCUGAUGUGGUUUGGAAAUGUAUUCUAACGUUUUCCCUGAUCCUUAAACACAAGAGAAGUAUUAUUAAAAGUACUGAAUUUCAGCGGGAUCCCGUCUUUAGAAGAUUUCUAGGGAUUGGUAAACUAUAUAUCAACUUUGUACAAUGAAAGUCCUUACACAGGAGAAGUUUUAUUGGUUCUCUUACGUUGAUUUAACAUUCCGUUUCAACUUUUCAUGAUUUGUGCAUAACAUCUUGUUUUCCUGAAACGAUCAUUUUGCAUAAUUUAUUAUCACGAGCCUUAUUUGAAACGCAUAACUAAACAUAAUGAAGAUUCCAAUGUGUUAUGUGAUGCGAAACAAAUACAACGUUUUGUCUUUCUUGUUUUACUCCAAGGCCCAUACCAGUUGCACCCUUAGUUUUGUCAUCAAAUGUCUGUCAUAUCACCAUCAAGGUAUACUAUUAUCAAAUCAUGAACAUAUAGAGGAUAUAAGUUACAUCUCAUAUUGUUUUCAUAUCACCGACGAUCGACCAAAUCCAGUCUGCUACAAGUGUAAGGCAAAGCUGUCCAAACUAAGCUAAUAACACGAAAGUUAGAGAUACAUGUACUCCUUUCUGUAAUUAUUUUGACAUAAGACUUUCAUAAUUGAUGUUUUUUUCUUGAUUUGAUGGGAAAGCAAGUUUAUUGUAUUAUGCAGACGUAUCCAAAUUUCGUAAAAUAACACUAAAUAAAAACAGUUUUUACACACAAGAAACUAUUUAUUUAUUUUUAUAAAAGAAGGAGACCGUUCAAUUGUGUUAGGCCUUAGACAUUAAUACUGUCAUAUACGUCCCCGGUAACAUUUAUUCGUUCAUUAAUCAAACGAUAUUCGAGUAUAAUAUCAAAGUUUUAUUUUCCACAAACAAUGUACGUAUCAAACGUAUCGCAACGUUUUCAAGACCGACUGGUCCCUUUGUCAAGCUGUGACUCUUAUUGAAGAUGUUCGAAUAUAGUUUUUAGAUAGGUAAUACCAGGCAUACGGGUUAUUUCGUAGACAUAGCUUAGACAUACACUAUUCAGAAUAUGUUUCAUAUUAAUUUUAAUUUAAUAUUGGAAUGCUUUCUUUUAAAAUUAUGUAUAAAAACAGCUUGUCUCUUUGUCUUGUUUUAAUUCAACCAUUUAAACUCGAUUUCCUAAUCUCCAUGUAAUGAGUACAUCAAUUUGAACAUACGACUAAAAUAACCUAAAUAAGUUGUAUAUAGAAACUGGAUAGGAUAAUUAAAGUGAAAGAAGGAAACAACAUAUAUUGACGCAAUUUUUUUUAAGUUUCAUCGUCUAGCUCCUGACUAUUUUUCCAAGCUUGUACUUCCUAGCAUGUCUGAAAUGCAUAACUACAGCACUAGGCAUGGUAACGAUCUUACAUGUAUCAGAUCUUACAGGUAUCAGAUCUUACAUUAUAAAAUCUUACAGGUAUCAGAUCUUACAUUAUAAAAUCUUACAUGUAUCAGAUCUUACAUGUAUCAGAUUUUACAGGUAUCAGAUCGUACAGGUAUCAGAUCUAACAGGUAUCAGGUCUUAAAGGUAUCAGAUCUUACAGGUACCAGAUCUAACAGGUAUCAGAUCUUACAGGUAUCAGAUCUUAAAGGUACCAGAUCUUACAGAUAUCAAAUCUUACAGGUAUCAGAUCUAUCGAGAUUCGUUUUAUUCCUCCGCUGUCCAACUUCAAAGCCUAUCUCGACCAAAACUCUAGGGGCGUUCCCCUGAAUAUUAUUCUGUAGGAUCGAGACAAUGUAAAAUAUAUCAUACUAGACUACGUGUCCGAUGCAGUUUUUUAAAACGUCAUCUUUUUGAAAGAAAUCUUGUAGAUAAUCCCCUAUGUUCAUGUGGACAUUUUGUAGAAAACAGUUCCCUCUAUUCUUUUUUUGUAAACUUAACCACCCAUCCAACCGCAUAAAACGCCAUCAGUUAUUCUUUUUUUUGUCCCAAAUAUCAUGUUCUAUUUAUUUUAAAUAACAAACCGUAAUACCCCUAAUUAUCUGUUUGAAAACAUUGAACCUCAUAUUAUAAACAAUGACUCAUGAUAUUCGACAUCAACGUAUAUCUCAAACACCCAUUUGCAGAACUAGCAUAAAUUUUAACAGUUUCUUUCCUAGUAUGAUGUCUUGGUGGAAUACAUGUAGACCCGAUUGUAAUUACAAUGUAUUAUAAUUUGAGGUCAGUAAGUGAACUUAAAAAGCAACUCGUCCAUCAUGCCAUUCUUCCUUAUGCUGAGGAUACGUGUACACAUGCUUUUAAAUAUGGAGGGACUAGAUCUUUUAACGUCAUUUUAUGUCAACUUAGAAACCAUGCAAGUCAAUCAAAUUCUGAUUUCCUUACUAAUAGCCCAUCCUGUAUAUGUGGCAACCAUGACGAAGAUGUGGAUCACUUCUCUAUAUUCUGCCCUAUGUAUAUAAUCCAAAGAGAAAAACCUAUUAUAGUCUCUGUCUCAUUUGCAGCUUGACAUUCAACUAAACUUACAUUUAAAUCUCGACUUAAACCUAAUUGAACAUUUAGUAAAUAAUAUUAAUAUACUAACUAGGGGAAGUAACCACCUUAGUCAUGAUCCUAAUUCUGCUAUUUGUGUCUGUGUUCAGAAAUAUAUUGAGUCUACUAACAGGCUUUGAAAUAACUGUUAAUUUUAGUCCCAAUGUGUAUGUAUACAUGUCUAUAUGAAUACAUGUCUAUAUGAAUACUCCUUCAACACGGCUCCUGCUCUGGAUUAUUUUAGUGCUGCCCGGUUAUAAUUGUUAUCUGGAGUAGGAGUGGUGAUGGAGGACUAGUUGGUGU